AUGGGCCUUGAAUACGAAACGAAAGAAUGCGUUGAGUCGCCUCCGCAAUAUGAAAGUAGCGAUAAUGAUAGCUUGAGAUAUACUCACGAGAUCGGUGGGAACACCUCCAAAGCUACAUACCAAGAGGCUUCGGGGGCCCCUGUUGAGGUCAAUUCUCCAUUGGGCUAUUCGGUUGGUUGGGUGACUGUUGUCUUUCUCAAUUUGAGCAAAAUGAUCGGAACGGGUGUAUUCUCAACACCAUCGAACGUCCUCAAGGGCGCUGGCUCUGUUGGCCUAGCAUUAUUUUACUGGGUGAUUGGAUACUUGAUGGCAUCCAGUUCUUUAUCCGUCUAUAUGGAAUUUGCAUCGUGCUUCCCCAGUCGAUCGGGCUCUGAAGUCGUUUACUUGGAACAGUCUUAUCCGCGACCAAAGUACUUUUUUCCCACUGUUUUUGCGAUGCAGACUGUGCUGUUUUCGUUUAGCAGCAGUAACGCUGUUGUUUUGGCGCAAUAUCUAUUCAAACUUGGACAUGCGACUCCUACAGCUUGGGAACUCAAGGGGGUAGCUGUUGCUUCUUACACCGUUGCAGUCCUGGCCCUGGCAUUCAAUACCAGAUGGUCUCUCAGAUUAGCGAAUGCGAUCGGAUUGGUCAAGCUCGUCACACUGAUAUUUAUUGGAAUCAGUGGAUUAGUCGUCCUAGGAGGCCACACCUCGGUGAAAGACCCCAAGGCCAACUUCCGAAACGCCUUCGAAGGCACGGGUGCAGCUACGGUCUACGGAACAACAAAUGCGUUGACCAAAGUGUGGUUCUCAUAUGCGGGCUAUGAGAACGCCUUCAAUGUGGUCAAUGAAGUCCGAAACCCCACCAAAACAUUCAAGUGGAGUGCUCCCUUGUCGUUAGGUCUGACAGCGACUUUAUAUGUCCUAGCCAAUAUUGCAUAUUUCAGCGCUGCGACAAAGGAGGAAAUCAUCGAGUCGAAAGUGGUUGCCGCUGGUCUGUUCUUCGAGAAGGUCUUUGGAACCGGCAGCGCGGCCUCGGCAUUGAAUUUCCUUAUUUGCCUGAGUGCAUUUGGAAAUCUACUUGCUGUGCUCAUCGGCCAGUCUCGUGUUCUGCCAUUCACAACAUUCUGGACUUCAACAAAACCGUUUGGAACACCGCUUGGUCCUUACUUGGUGAAAUGGGGGCUCACAAUCUUGAUGAUCCUGGCACCUCCUGCUGGCGAUGCGUUUAAUUUCAUCGUGGAUCUUGGAGUCUAUCCAGCAUCGUUCUUUGGAUUAUUACUCACAAUAGGAUUGGUGGUGACUCGAGCUCGUCGCAAGCGUCUCAAUUUACCAGCCCCCGAUUACCAGGCUUGGCACGUUACAGUUGGAUUUGCGAUUCUCUCCAAUUUGUACAUGGUGGUUAUGCCAUGGUAUCCGCCCAGCACUGGAGCCACUGGAGGUGAUGUGAGUUUCUGGUAUGCAACAUAUUGUGCAGUGGCCAUUGGAAUCAUUGCUAUUUGUGGUGUUUAUUACUAUGUCUGGAUCAAGCUUCUUCCCCGGCUCCAAGGGUUUAAAUGGCAACAGACUAUUCUAAAACUUGAAGAUGGUGCUACGGCCCAUCGGCUCGUUAGGGUGCCCAAGAAGGAUGCCUGA
Molecule: messenger RNA, 1614 nt
Organism: Penicillium soppii
Lineage: Eukaryota; Fungi; Ascomycota; Eurotiomycetes; Eurotiales; Aspergillaceae
Exons: 9
Coding region: 1-1614 (537 amino acids)
Biological process (GO): amino acid transmembrane transport
Cellular component (GO): membrane
Molecular function (GO): L-amino acid transmembrane transporter activity
Source: RefSeq, a predicted model, not a curated record